Molecule: messenger RNA, 993 nt
Organism: Plasmodium relictum
Lineage: Eukaryota; Apicomplexa; Aconoidasida; Haemosporida; Plasmodiidae
Product: membrane integral peptidase, M50 family, putative
Exons: 2
Coding region: 1-993 (330 amino acids)
Molecular function (GO): metallopeptidase activity
Source: RefSeq, a predicted model, not a curated record
AUGGAAUCACAAAAUAAAAUGUUAUUUUAUAGGAACACAUUAAUGCCAAAUAGAAAAUUAUCAAACAAUUUUUUAUCAUUAUAUAAAGAUAGAAAUUAUAUACUUAGGAAAUAUCAGAACUGUAUAUCAUAUAUUUUGUCAUUAUUUCCAUUAUUAAUAAUUAGUGUAAUUCAUAUUUUGAUUAGAAUAAAUGAUUAUACUAUUGGUACUUUAUUUUUAAUAAUAUCAUAUUUAUUUUCUUUUUCCUUCUUUAUAUUAUAUUAUUAUAAUUCUUAUUUUAUUUUUGUUAUAUUUGUUUAUUUUUCUUUUGUAAUAUCAUUAUGUUUGCACGAAUUUGCUCAUGCUUAUGCUGCUUAUAAGUGUGGUGAUAUAACUAUGAUUUAUAAAGGUUAUUUAUACUUGGAUAUUUUGAAUUAUUUAGAUAUCUUUCAUGCUUUAAUAAUUCCAUCAAUAACAUUAUUUAUAACAGGAUUUGCAUUACCUGGAAAUUUGUAUUGGCUACAGUUACAUUUUAUAAAAAAUAGAUUUCAUUUAUCACUUAUAUUUUUAUCAGGACCUUUAUUAGAUAUUAUUUUUAUUAUAUAUAUCGUUUUUUUUUAUAAAUUGUUUACUUAUUUUAAAAAUAAAAAAAAUGUAAAUGCGCAGCCUCACUCUAUAUUGUUUAUAUCUUUAGCUACUUCUGCUUCUUUUCUAGUUGACUCUUUUUUAUUAAAUAUGUUUCCUAUAAUUGGAUUCGAUGGGUGGGGAGUAAUUGAACCAUAUCUACCUUAUUGUAUAAAUAGCAUAAUAAAUGAAGAAAUUGUAUAUACCUAUUUGUCAUAUAUAUGCCCUCUCCUUGUUUUUAUAUAUUUUAAUUUCAUUGAACCUAAGUACCUUUUUUUUACAAGAGUUGUCAAUUUUAUAUUAGAAAAAAUUUUAGGAAUUAAAAUAUCACAUGUUACUAAGGGAGUUAAUAAUUUCCCGACUUUAUAUUCUUAUAUUAGAAAAAUAUAA